This is a messenger RNA of Galdieria sulphuraria, 2373 nucleotides long. Its product is annotated as Vps35 protein. Gene Ontology annotation, cellular component: retromer complex; retromer, cargo-selective complex; late endosome. Bases 4 to 2328 code for a protein of 774 amino acids. The record is from RefSeq and is a predicted model, not a curated record. Gene Ontology annotation, biological process: intracellular protein transport; retrograde transport, endosome to Golgi. NCBI's taxonomy places the organism in Eukaryota, Rhodophyta, Bangiophyceae, Galdieriales, Galdieriaceae. The transcript is spliced from 2 exons.
AAGAUGGAAAGAGCAUUGCGAAAACCUGAAGACGAACACACCAAGAGAAGGAAUGCGACUUGUCUGAAAAUAAAAGAAGAAACUCAUUUAAGACGUUCGGGUUCUUCUUCGAACGUUCAUCACAGAAACGACGUCUUGAAAAGACGCUCUGCCUCUUUGAGCGCCUUAUCUAAAAUCGCCAACGGCUCAGAAAGAGCUAGUCCACGAAAUACCAACGCAAAGUAUAACAGCGAUGGAAAUAAUAUCAAUGUGAAUAAGGAAUCGAAUUCAGCUAUGGAACACGCUGAGCAACAAAAGCUUAUGCGAGAAACUGCUCAAGAACUACGAAAAAAUUCUGUACUCUUAAGACAAGCUAUAGAAAAAGAAGAUCUCGUUGAAGUGUUGGCAAGAGCAACUGAAGUCUUACAAGCUUUACGUAUUCCUACUAUACAUCCCCGAUUGUAUUAUGAACUAUAUUUAGCAGUCAAUAACGAACUAAGGCACUUGGAAUGGUUCUUUUUCGACCAAGUGAAGAGGAAUCAAAUAACAGCUUUGAAACUGUACGAACAAGUUCAAGAAACUCCUCACGUGCUUUCGAGACUCUAUUUACUUAUAGUAGCAGGGACUGUCUAUAUGGGAGUGGAAAGAAAGUUGACCAAAAAUAUACUCAAAGAUCUUAUGGAAAUGUGUUCAGGUGUGCAGAAUCCUAUGAAAGGUCUCUUUCUUCGCGGAUAUUUAACUCAGCUCUUGCGAAGUAAACUUUCAGAGAAUCGAGAGGAUAAUGAAAAUGAACAACUUGGAAUAACCACACAGGAAGCCAUCGAGUUUCUAUUAUGGAACUUUGGAGAAGCCAAUAGGCUGUGGAUAAGGAUGCAGUAUGAUGCUAAUAAGGAACGACUCAAAAGAGAUCAAGAAAGGAGACAAGUGGAGACAUUAGUAGGCUUGAAUAUUUCUACUCUUGCUCAUUUAAGUGGUUUGAAUGUAUCUUUAUAUUCUAAUGUUAUAUUUCCUACCAUAUCUCAACAAAUUUGUUCUUGUCAUGAUCCGAUAGCACAAGAGUAUUUAGCUGAUUGUGUGGUUCAAGCCUUCCCUGAUGAAUAUCAUUUGCAGACAUUGUCAGAAUUCUUGACUAUGUGCAUGAAGCUUAUUCCAGGUGUUAGUAUUCGACAAGUUAUUGGUGGUUUAGCCGAUCGUUUUGCCAAGUUUUCAAAUAUAUCCUUAGAAAAUAGAAAAUUGGUGGAAGAUUGUGGAACUUUUUUGGCAUUUGAAAAGCAUUUGCCAAGUAUUCUAAGUUCUCAAGGCAAUUCUUUGAGUUUACUGGACGUUUUGUCUACAUUACUUUCCUUGACUCAAUUUACGUUGAAAGCCUAUCCUGGACAAGUAGAUUAUAUCCAUACUCUAUUAGGGUUUGCUAUUGAUUCCUUAAGGAAUAGUAACUUUUUGUCUAGAAAAGCACAAGAGAAAUUCUCUUAUCAAAGUGAUGACACGAAUGUCGGAUCCACAAUACAAAAGAGUUUACAGUCAUCAGUUGUUUUGGAAGAAGGUUCACCAGAAGAAAGAUUGAUCGUUCGUUUGUUGACAAGUCCAUUAGAAGAAUAUCGAAGUAUUACAAUGACACUAAAACUUGGAAACUUUUCUACUUUGCUAUCAUUUUUGAGAUUGGAAAUGCAACGUUUUGUUGCAGCUAGUCUAUUAAGGAAUCAUGCAGAAUAUAGGCCUUGUAUCGGUGCAGUGGAAACUUUAGAAAAGCUUUUCGAAUUUAUACGUCCUUUGGUUGAAGAGUCUCCUGGAGAAAUCGAAUUCAUACAACAACAGAAGAAUGCCAAUUCAUCACAAGUGCAUCCCUUUCAUGCACAUUUACCUAGAGAAGUAGUCAAAGUAAGCACCACCAAAGUUCGAGUAGCUGAAGAUGAUUCGGGAUAUUUCGAACAAGUGCAAGUCUUGGUUGCCAGAAUCGUAUAUCUUUUAGAUGAAACGGAUUCGAGCAGCUUAUUUGGAUUGUAUAGAGUUAUAAGAAGAUAUUUGUAUCGCGGUGGACCUAGAAGAACUUGUAUUACAUUGCCACCUUUGACAUUUGCCUGUUUACGUUUGGCUCAUCGUCGAUACAAGGAAAGUACUCUACCAAGUGGCAUUCCAUCAACAGUAGAAUCAGAAAACAGUGCAGAGCAUAUUUUUGAGUUUGCUUUAGAAACUCUUUCUUCACUCAGUGAAGCCGAUGCUGUUACAAGUUUACGUUUGUAUCUUCAGGGAGCUUUAGCUUUAAGUCAAUGUGCAUUUCGUAAUGAUACCGUAAGUUGUGUUCUUCGUUGUUAUUAUAAAAGUACUCAAAUAUAUUUAGCUAUUAUAUGAAUUCCUUGCUAGAGCAUAUUUGUUAUACGAACAGGAAAUUGCCGA